CUUUCCCUCCAUCGUGAAUAAUUAAUUAUAUCUUACCUAACAAACAAUUAACAAUUUAUUUAAGAAUCACAUACCGAGGAUUUUUCUCUAGUCUACCAAUACUAAAUUUACCGCUGACGUCUUCCUACUUCAUGCGCAACGAUUGCACGAAACCAUCUAGGUAAUCUUACCAAUUCAUCGCACCGCCCUUCAAUUACCACACUAGCUAGCUACCAUCGAGACAACCACAACCAUGGCGAGUAAAUCUCGCUGGGCGGAUACGGAAGAAGACACAGCACUAGAGGCAAAACAGAAACGCGAAAAGGAAGAGAAGAAGCGCUUAAAAGCUGAGAAGGCACAAAAAGCGGAAGCAGAACGUCGCGCCCAAGCAGAGGCAGAAGCAGCUGCAGCCAGACAACGAAUCGCGCAAGAGCAACAGCAACAACAACACCUAGAACCACCAGACGAUACCGUACCACCUACCAAACGGCGGAAAAUCACACCCGAACAAGACGAGCAAGAAAAGGACGGAACUACAGAAAAUGGGAGCAGCGCAAAACUUCUACGCUUCGAGACCGGCGGCUGGGGCAAGUCACGAAGCGUCGAGAACUACGAUAAGCUAAACGACAUCGAAGAGGGAGCAUACGGCUGGGUAGCGCGAGCAAAAGAAAUCAAAACAGGCCAAGUCGUAGCCUUAAAGCGGCUCAAGUUCGACCCGACCGACACAUCAGGCCUGCCCGAGACGGGCCUGCGCGAGAUCCAAAUCCUAAAAGACUGCUCGCACCGAAACAUCGUAGCGCUGCGCGAAGUCGUAGUCGGCGACGACACCUCGCGCAUCGAGCACAUCUUCCUAGUCCUCGAGUUCCUCGAGCACGACCUCAUGUCCGUGCUGGGCGACAUGCCCGAGCCGUUCCUGGCCUCGGAAGUCAAGACCCUGCUGCUCCAGCUCGCCAGCGGCGUCGCCUACCUCCACGACCACUGGAUCCUGCACCGCGACCUCAAGACCUCGAAUCUGCUGCUUAAUAACCGCGGCCAGCUCAAGAUCGCCGACUUCGGCAUGGCCCGCUACGUCGGCGAUCCCCCGCCCCCUAAGCUCACGCAGCUCGUCGUUACUCUCUGGUAUCGCGCCCCCGAGCUGCUGCUCGGCACGAAGACGUACGGCGCUGCGGUGGAUAUGUGGAGCGUCGGGUGCAUCUUCGGCGAGCUGUUGACGCGUGAGCCGUUGUUGCAGGGCAAGAACGAGGUUGACGAGCUGGGCAAGAUCUUCGAGCUAUGCGGUAUUCCUACAGAUGAGUCCUGGCCCGGCUUCCGCCGCCUGCCGAACGCACGGCAUCUACGAUUACCCAAGAGUUCUGGCGCCAACACCGGGCCUAUAAUCCGCGCCCGGUUUCCACUACUAACAGCCGCUGGUAGUGCGCUGUUAAGCAGUCUACUAUCGCUGAAUCCGGAUCGAAGACCCACGGCAAAGGAGAUGCUAGACCACGAGUUCUUUAGGCAGGACCCGAAACCCAAGCACGAGGCUAUGUUCCCGACGUUCCCUAGCAAGGCAGGCCAGGAGCGCAGGCGCAGGAGAUCGACGCCUAAUGCGCCGGGUAGGGGACAGAAGGCCGCGGAUCUGGGGUCGCUGGAUUUCAGCGGGCUAUUCGCGGCGCGGGAGAAGGAAGAGCGAGGAGGUGGGUUCUCGCUUCGGAUGGUAUGAAUUACGAAGGUACUAAGUAAUAUAUAUAUAUAUAUGAGAAUGAGAUCUAUACUACCUUAUUAGGUAGACAUUACGAAGUCAUUGAGAGACGAGAAAGUAUUAAGCAACCUGACUAGGUGUGUAAUCAUUAAGAGCUAUAUAGCGAUAUAUAAAUAACCCUUC
This is a messenger RNA of Daldinia loculata, 1840 nucleotides long. RefSeq names its product kinase-like protein. The transcript has a single exon. Lineage: Eukaryota; Fungi; Ascomycota; Sordariomycetes; Xylariales; Hypoxylaceae. The record is from RefSeq and is a predicted model, not a curated record. Gene Ontology annotation, molecular function: ATP binding; cyclin-dependent protein serine/threonine kinase activity. Gene Ontology annotation, cellular component: nucleus. Gene Ontology annotation, biological process: regulation of mitotic cell cycle; protein phosphorylation. The coding region runs from base 233 to 1678 and encodes 481 amino acids.